GCUCAUAGAGCAUUUAGAAAUAAUUUUUCUCUGUAGAAAACAAUCUGACUUUACCAUCAACGUCACCAGGCUGAUUUUAUGCUGUCGGACCCCCCCUUCACUUUUUAAGUUUAUUCAUCGUUUUGAACCAAACACCGGUAAGUAUAAUUUGACCCCGAAAUAUCGCAUUCACUUUGAAAAGAACGCACUUAGGAAGCCUUUCCCCUGCGGUCUCCCAUUUGAAAUUUCAAGUUUUCGAAAACACCAGCAAAAUGGCAGCUUCAAAAAUUCAUAAAGAAAAACCCCUCUCUGCUGCAGCCAACAUGUGCGCCACCAGAAGUACUAGAACCAUGUUCCUGACCUCUUGUAGUCUCCUAUCCCUCGCCCAGCAGCAUGGCGGAUUUUUUUACCAGUUCGCCGACGCCUACACGACCAUGGUGAACGGUAACAAGAAUAAUCGCCACACGCACAUCAUUCAGCCGAAGAACAACCGGAAGAAAAAAGUGCACAACAAAAGAUCGAAAUCGAGUCACAGAGCAUCAGGGCAAGAUGAAGUAGACGGCGUUAGUACGAAAAUCAAAAUAAAGGUGGAGGAUGAAGACGGUAAUCUUUUCCCAGCAGGAGCUUUGUCGGCGCAGGACCUUCUGCUCCGGGAAAGAACGGAAAGAGGUGAAGCUGCACAAGAAGAAGAUCUUGCCGCUUCUGGAGAAUUCUUGGAGAGCAGGAACCAAGCCGCUCCCACUGCGCAGCUGGAGCAAAACCAAAAGCUGGAGCGCCAGGAAAGCAUAGUGCAAAAAUUAGAACAACUGAGUCACGACACGGACUUGCAAGUGCAUGAUGGCCAAAAGAGGACCACGAGCAGAAGAAGUACCGCGCAACAAGAAGAAACGGCUCAUAGAAUUCCUGUGGAUGAUCUGCAGCAGGUGGAUGUUGCUGGUGUUGUUGGCGAGGAAAACGAUGAAAAUACGAGACGAAAUCAACCCGGGGACGACGAAAUAUCAAACGAAAAUCACAACAGCAGGAGCAGGAAUUCCAACGAAGAUUCCAGCACAAAAACAUUUUUCCAAGUUUCUGAACUGGAGGGCAAGAAGAAUAAAAAAGUACACCUACACGAUAAGACAAACGGUGGCCCUCCCGCUGCAGUGCCUGAUAACGCAGCCAGAACAAUAACGGCUCCCCCAGGAGACACAAGUCCCUCAUCAACAUCAUCUUCCGGGGACAAUAAUAAAACGGUCUUGUACAUUUUGGGCUGCAUCGCCAUCGCAGUGCUGAUCGCCGCGGCCUUUCUCGUGUACCUGUUUUUUCUAAAACCGGAGAAAGAUUCGUCGGCGAAGGGGGGUGGACCAGACUCUUACAUGACGAAAUUGGACAUGCUGUUGAAGGAGGAAGCGGAGGUGUUUGCGAACUUGGAAAACAUCAAGGGCAUCGCGUUAGACCCGCAGCGGCCGAAUAAACUGCCGAACCCGUUUCCGUUACUGACGGUGCAGGAAACUUCGAAAAUGAUCGACAAGUUUUUAUUCGCGGAACAUCAAAUGAAUACCAACACCAUGAGGCGGAACAGCAUGACAAAAAACACGCAGAUGAACAUGAAUCAAAACACUAAACCGAUUUUCGAGCAGGACUUCUUACCGAUGUUGAGUCCUGUAUGGAUGUGUCAGAAUCGAAAUCGACAAAAUCGAAAAACUUGUGAUGCGUGAAAUGUAGGGCACUGAAGGCCUGUGUUGGGGAGCAGGCAAAUGAGACCGAUUGCAAGCCUGUUUAGGGGUAUGCAACGCGCUGCCAGAGUAGCAUGACGAGAGCAGUCUUCUUUGUCGAAACAGCAUGACAGACUGGAUUUGGGUGCUCCCGAAAUUUGUCAUGCGCCACUUGGAGGCUGAGGCUCCAACUGGUAUCGAUUUUAUGCAUCACAAAUUUUUCGACUUUGUCAAUUUCGAUUCUGACGCUUCCAUAUCCUGCUCAACGUGAAGAGCCCGCCGACGCGUAUGACGAGAUUGAAGAAGAACUGUCCUACGAAGCGUGCGUGGCCUUUCUUUGCGGGGAAGAGUGUUUACUUUCCCCCGGCGGCGCAUUGCGGAUCGCGAAGUUUCUGGAGUUGAGAAGCAAUAGUGGCAAAAAUGCAAACACUGGACGUCGAGAUGGUGGUGCAGUGGGAACAAAUGUUCCUGGGACGGCCACAACGGGAGCAGCCGCAGCACCAGCUGCUCCAGGUGGAGCCAACGAAGAGAUGAACAACGCAGGAGGAGGCACAAAUGCUGUUGUACCUCCUCCACCGGGCACCAGCGAAGGAGGUGGUCCCCCGCAAACUACAAGUAAUAUCAUCAAUCCGGCCAUCAAGCUGUUACCUCGACCUUCCGCGUCUUCUCUCGCAGCACGCCAAAGUCAACAAAGUCAAAUGAGCACAACUCUGUUGAGCACCUUGAGUGGCGGUGAAACCAGUACAUACUACGCAGUUCUGCAACUCGCGAACUGCGAUAUUGAGACGCUGAAGAAGGAUCUAACUAACGGGAAAAGUUCAAGAAUACGAAUUUUAUCAAAAAAAUCAACCCUGGCCCUGGAGCAGUGCCAGAGCCAGGCGCCCGGUUCCAGGUUGCAGGGGAGGAUCGCCGGGUAGUCGGGCAGCACGUGGUAAGCCAGCAGAUAUCGUCGCCCCAGGUGGCGGAGCAUCCCAUCGCCUCCACAGCCGGGCCUUUCCCUGCUAGGACUUCACUCAAGAGACCAAAAAAACAUCACUAGGCACUCGGCGCCUUGCCCUCUCCUCCCGGAAAUAGAAUGCUAAUCUCUACACACUAAACUAGUUACCUUCAUGGAGUCAUUUCUUGUAAACAGUACUAAUAUGAGUAUGCUGAAACUAUUCACAAAAAACAAACUCAGGCGCCGGCUUUGGCAAUCUCCACGCAGGCCUACAGUGGAGACCCAAGAACACGCGGCCCGGCGUGUUUUCUCCCGCCACCAAAUACACCACGGCGGGCACCUGUUGCCUUCGACACAGGCGCCCAAUUGUUGAGUUGUGUUCUAGUUCUGAAAAAUGAUGCUCGGGGACUUGGUUAAAAUCUCAAGAAUACGACCAAGGGGGUCCAGCCAAAGGGGUCCCAAAUCCGGGAUUUGGGGGCCCCCAUGAUUUUGGCCAAAUCGACCGACUCAGGUGCGGUUAAAAUUUCAAGAAUACCAGAAAAGGGCGCCCCUUUUGUGUCCGCGCGAAAAGUGUCCCGGAAAUGGUGUCCGUUUCCGGGGUCUCGGCGUUCGGGCAUUGGGUCCCCCUCCCUGGGUAGGUCAGCUUAUUCAGUAUUUUAUUGCGUCUGGUAUCCCGUCGCGGCACAGGUAAGACCUUCUUCAGGUGGAGCGUCAUGGCAAGUCGUUUCUGAAAGCAGUCCGACUUGAUUUCCUGCGCGACCUUUUAUGUCCGCCUUUUCUUGUUGCGUGUUUUUCAAGAAUGAGAUGAGCAGCAUUUGCAAACAAAACAGCACACAGGUGCACUGAACUUACCUCGAUGAGUCACGUGUUGAUUUUUUUGUCAGUUUUCUUAUUCUUGAACUUUUCCCCUUAGUACGGUCAAACCAGUACGUACUACGCAGUUCUGCAACUCGCGAACUGCGAUAUCGAAACUCUGAAGAAGGACCUCGGGUUCCCGCACGUGACGCAGAUUGCGCAAAGAGUCGCGGUCAACAACAAUAAUAAUACCGUAGGACCUGCAGCUGACGCAGUGAUCCAAUUGAAGGCCCAAUUCGGUUUUCUCUUUUCCGACAAAAACAGUAUAGUCCCCUUCCGGAACAAGCUUCGUGCGUGGGUUUACGUGAACGUGAAACGGAUGGAACAACUAAAAAACCAGAAAUCGUUCGUCUCCCAGCAGCAGCUUUUCCACCAAGAAAUCGAAUCGCUGAAACUAACCCCGGUAGAGGUAGAAAUGGCGAUCUCGAUGGAUUACCUCCACCGGGUUUGCGGGUUUUCGGAGUUCACCGCGGUGAAAUUGGCGGAGUGUUACUUUAAUAAGAACGUGGAUUUUCAAGAUCUUUUACCGUUAUUCGACAAUGGUAGUUACGCACCGGGGGUGAUACCGUCUUCGGUGUCGGAUGAAGAGAAGAGAGUGAUGGACCGCGACUUGAUGAUCUUGAAACUCAUGACGAAUGGGGAGAAAGUUUCUAAUACCAGGAAGAGCAAAGCAGAGUUACUCGGAACGGCUGAGUAUGGAUUGCAAAAGUAUCGUACUCGUAUAAAUGCAUGACAAAUUCCCUCAGCAUGACAAAUGGAAUUUGUAAUGCGGAUUUAGGUUAAGAGGUAAAUUUGUAAUUACUACAAGGGUGAACACGCUCCACUCAGUAUGGGGGAAAAAACAAAAAUCCAGCAGCUCCGUCGUUCUUCUUUAUUUCUUAGCGCAGUAGUACUACUCUUAGGGCCUUGAGCGUCGACCUAAACCUUAGAAAGUCUAAGACCUACUAGCAUGCGGCCUGCAGCUGUUUCACUAUAAAGAAGUCUUCUUUUCUCGCAUCGGAUUGAGUUAGGGUAGCAAUUUCUUUCCUUCCUUUUCUUUCAGAAGUUUCAGCGUGGGUUUGCUUUCAAUUUUGAACUUUCAACAUUUUCGGAACGGGUGCGCGUCACUUUUCUUCUUUGUCAUGUAAAAAGUGCACCCGUCCGCGUCUCUUCUCAGUUGCGUGAUGCCUUGGCAAAAUUGUCACUGAUGCCUCCCCGGUGUGAUCGUCGCCGUGCUUGCUUUGCCGCUCUGCCCCUUCGCUUCUGCUUCACGGCUUUUGUCUUGCUGGUGGGCUACUGUGGGUGUGGUACGUAGCCCGACACCCGCCGGAUAUGUGCCCCGGCGUCUCCUAAAAUGCUCCCAACUACUUCUGCCCCUUAUCUCAAUCCGCUAGCAGUGCCAUGAUUUUGAGCGCCCCCAUUCCUAUUAGCGGCUCGACUUAUAAAGCAACUUUAUUACUCCGUAGGGUCUCCCUAGGGCUCAUCACUAUGAACGCUACGGAUAUCUACUUAUGCGCAUACAAUCUACAGGACGGAGCGAGAGGCUACGACGUGCCAUAUAGUCAUAGUGCGUAAUUGUAAUUACUACAAGGGUGAACGCGCUCCACUCAGUAUGGGGGAAAAAACUAAAAUCCAGCAGCUCCGUCGUUCUUCUUUAUUUCUUAGCGCAGUAGUACUACUCUUAGGGCCUUGAGCGUCGACCUAAACCUUAGAAAGUCUAAGACCUACUAGCAUGCGGCCUGCAGCUGUUUCACUAUAAAGAAGUCUUCUUUUCUCGCAUCGGAUUGAGUUAGGGUAGCAAUUUCUUUCCUUCCUUUUCUUUCAGAAGUUUCAGCGUGGGUUUGCUUUCAAUUUUGAACUUUCAACAUUUUCGGAACGGGUGCGCAUCACUUUUCUUCUUUGUAAUGCGAAUGCAUGACUGCGAUUACUACGAGUACGAUACUUUUGCAGUGCAUACUGGGCCGCGGAGCUCGGAGAGCGACACGCCUCUCCAACUCGCAUUAGCUGCGGGGGAAAUUACCGGGAUGAUCGAGAAACUGCUCACCACGAACGCUUCGCAGCAGUUUGGCUUCUUCAAGGAGAAGAUCAAGAACAAGCAACUCGCGAUUUUUCUCCAAACGGCAGCGUUGAAGUUCAUCGGAACUUUCUCACCCGCGUUUUCGAAACUACCAAAUGUAAAAAUGUCUGGGUCUGGGAACUUGUGAUGCUGGGUAGCGUCUCAUGAUGAGGCUACAAAUGCUGGCUCAGCAUGACAAGUUUCUGAGCUCCUAUGUGUUGCCUAUUCUGCAUGACAAACUGCGCUUCUGCAUCACAGAAAAACGCAGCUCUUGGGCAACGUGCAUGACAGAUUUAAGAGUCAUGCCAGACAAGCAUGACAAACAUGAAUUCUUCCAGACCCAGACAUUUUUACAGUUGAUACAAACGAAUCGCGCACCAAAUGGCUUCCUCCGUCGCGCCCACGGAUGAGUCGACCUCCACCGUGUCGAAAUCGGAUUACGAAGCGAUGAAAUUUUGGAACGUGUUGAAUGAGCAAACGGACCCGAAGUUGUUCGGGCAGGGGGAGAGGCAGAGGGUGUUUCAUUUAAGGAAGUUGGUGUUGGAGAGAAUUUUCUUGAUAAAACCACCUUCCGGCUCUCUCCCGGUGUCGCAUAAAGCAUUUAGUGCGGAGAUGGAGAAUUUGGAUAAGAAGCUCCAGUUCCGCGCUUUAACCACGCAGCACUUGAUGCGGAUCAUGGCAUCGUCCGGCACCGGGCCGGCGGAGGUUUACGAAAUGAAGAUGAAGUACGCAGCGACGAGCGAGAUGCUGCAGAGGAUGUUGGUCGAGGAAAUGAGUUUUAGUCCUGCUUUUGCGAAAAGCGUGGCGAAACGGAAUUCUGCCAUGGUAAAGGCGAUGAAAGGAAGUAACAAGUCCGGAGGUCGCGACACCAGCAGUCUCAAUCUCGGGAUACGUAGCAACACUUUAUUGCAGAUCGAAAAUAGCUCCGACUUGAAGCAAUUACGCGAAAUGGGGUUCUUCAUGCACACAAGCGGAGCUGCGCCGACCAGGGAUAGUAUUAGCAGAAAGUCGGAUAUGACCCACAUAUCUUCGGCUUCUCGUGCCGCGUCUGAUCAUGUAAAGCAAGCUUCUACCAUGAGUAGGACAACGUCACCAGCCGCGCUCUCAUCUCCCACCGCCAUCGUGCAAACCGCGCCGGGAGUCAAAGUGAGCGUGACGGGUCAAGAACCGUUACAACAGCAGCAAAAUCAAAAUCUUCUCCCGGAUACAACAACCUCCGACGCGGAUACGGAGCAAAGUGGAGUUUCCUCGAGCUACAAUCCGAAGGAAGGCCCUUCCUCCAGCAAAUUCCCACAGAACUACACAAGUUCUGCUAUGCAGCUGCAGAAGAAAGGAACCUUAAGCGGUGAAAAACUUAGUCUCGCACGAGACCUGGUGGCGGCGGCUAGUACCGUGGUCGUGGGUGAUAAUUCUUCUGCAACUGGCGGAGUCGCCGGGGCGGGUGCAUCUUCAGCACAGAAUGCUGCAGGAGGAGUUGCGUCCUCGCAGCAACAGCAAGGUGCUGGCACUCGGAAAACUGGCGCUUCCAACGAAACGGAUGACCAAGUGAUCGUGAUUAACCCAGGUGGCCCGAACUCCAGCAUGAGCAGCUUUCUCGAGGUCGACUUCCCCUUAGCAGCAGCACAACCACACGCUGAAGGCGAGGUGAUUGAGUAUGAGCACAACAUCGUGCGGAGCAGCAGUGGCGAUGCGCCCGCUGAGCUUCACGUGAUGGACUUGGGCGCGUUCCAGACCCUCGCGGCCAAUGGACCGCACAACAUGCGUUACCCUACCAGUCACUAUGCUACCAGCCACAUGACAAGUCAAACUGAUAGCAGUACUGAGAAGCACAGUAGCAGAAGGAUCAGUUCCUCGCGCAGAAGCGAUGUGAGUCAUGAAGAGGUUCUGUUGAAAGGAGGAAAGUACACGUAUGGUCCAUCAAACGAAACACACGAGGGUGAGGUGUUGAACCAAUUGAACUCCGAAGGCGAGAUUGAGAAUUUUCCCGAGGGGGAAAUUGGUACUGUUGAGGGGGAACUCGGGCACCACAACCGGGCGAAGGAGUUACUGCAGCGCGCGCAGCAACACGCGGGUGGGCAGAAGACGUUGCAAGAGUUGAGGAAGAAAAGGGACAACAACCCGAAGAAUCUUCUCUCAUCUCCAGCCGCAAAUUAUUCCUCCAACGCCUCUGCGGUUUCGAGUAACAGCAAUAUCUCCACCGAUCACGAUAAGCACGAGAACGAAACGGAAACGGAAAAACAAUUCCGGGAGAAUGCCGAGUUCGAUUUCUGGCUCUGGAAUCGGGUGUUUGUCCAGGUUUACCGCAUGUUUGACGUGAAUCGGAACACGAUUAUGCAAAUCCCCACCGGCCCGCUCGGCCCGACAGAUGCGUCCGCGUGGCCGCCGAUCGAGCACUAUGAAAUGCAAAAGCAUCGUACUAGUAUAAUUUUAAUUCGCAUGAUGACAAAUUCCCUCAGCAAGAAGAAUGGAGUUUGUAAUGCGGAUUCAGAUUAAGAGGGAAGUUUGUAAUGCAUGACUGCGAGUACCAUUACUGCAAGUGCAAGUGCGAUACUUUUGCGCAGGAUAAGCACGGGGCGGACCCGACGCGGGAUGCGGGGUACCGGUUUACUCGGGAUUCGGGUUUAAGCCGCGCGACGGCGACGCCGUCGGUGGCUCUUGUGGAUAAAGAACGAAGAAGCUUGGAGAGCGGAUUGAGCGCGGUGACUUCGAUUACGUUAAAUCCGAAUAUCCCGAAGUCGGGGCAGAUUUUCGAUUUGCCACCCCCAGUCGUCGCCGAUCACACAGAUUUCUCGCGGAAAACCAAUAUGACGCAAGAUUCAACAUCAAGAAGAACUACAUCCGAUGCUGGUGGAAUCCGGGUGGUAAGCGUAAGCAUGAACAAUGCAGGUGAAAGCAACAACAGCGGGGGCCCAGGUGGAGCUACUAGCGCAGCAUCUUCUACAUCAAAAAUAAGGCCCUCGAACCAGACGACUUUACCCCCACAACCACAAGCUCCUGCAGAAAGGGCCAUUUACACGGAAAGCUUGCUGACGGGUGACAUCACAAACAGUGAGAAGCUCUCUUUCGACGUGAAGCCAUCGCAGUUUGUCAGCGGUGGGACGAAACAGAAAUCCGUGGCUAUCGGCGGGGAGUCUGUCAUUAACAAAACUUCUACUAGUACGCAGGACAACGACAACAAGAAUUCGAAUUCCACUGUCGUGACAUCGACCUCUAGAAGUACCGACACGACAUCCUCGUCUCGGAGCCAAAUUCUGAUGGGCCAAACGCCGACGGCAAUGCACGUGAACACCCCGUAUGCAACGAACGCAGUGCCAAGGACCACUGCGGGAACGAAUUCAUCAACAACUACUACUCCAUUUGCGACACAGAACGCCGCAGCCGGAACAAGUGUAGUACCAGCGGGGUCUUCAAGUGGUCCUACCACAGGGACGACGAGAAACACAAAUCCAGCAAGCUCCUCCACGUAUAACGGCAACAAUUAUGCAUCGAUGGCACCUCCAACGGACAGAACGUCGGGUAGCUUUUUGCCUCCGGGGGCCGGACAGACGAUGCUAGGUUCUUUGCCGGAGCAGGUCGCAGUGGUUGCCGCAGCUCCUGCUGUGUCGACUACAACAGCUUCGGCUACUACCAGGAGGACAAGCAACGAGAGCACCCGAAGUACGAAUGCUCGGGCUCCCUCAGCGGCCGUCAAUAAUUCCUACGGAAAUAAAGGCGGGAAAGGAACUGGAACAUCGUACAACUCUUACGGAGCAGGCACGUCUUCUUCCAAGAAAGGUGGAAAAUCUGCCCGAAGGAACGAAGGAAGUGCCAACUCUCCUACUUAUGCGUCGAAUUAUCAUAGUCCUGUGUCGUCGUAUCAGUAUGGCCAACAGUCGUGGGGGAUGAAAAGUGGCAAGGGCGGAAAGGACAAAGGCAAGGGCGGGUUCUACCAGUGACAACAAAAUGGAACUUUAAACCUUGCUUCUGCUUUUUUUGACCUUUCGUUCUUUUCCUUUCUCACAUGACGUAGCGCAGGAACUUUUUUAGAUCUAACCCUAGUUACUACACAUCACUUUUUUUUUUGCAUUCACAUUCACUUUCCAUUGUUCACUACUAGACUGUGUAGCGUUUUGUUAUCUAUAUCUAUCCUCAUCAUAUAACUUAGAAAUAGAAGCUGAAGCAACGACCUGAUCUUUUCUUCUGUUUCCCCACAGAAGACAGUCACAUUCAUGUCAUGAUUUUGUUCAGCCCGCUAGCACUAGACCCCUCUACAGCUUACUAGUUGAACAAUUUUUACCUUGAGAUCGCUCGCAGCGACCACGACACCAGUAGUACAUUUUGAGCAGCAGCUUUUCUGCGAACAUAAAAAUUUCGCAUGCUAUUGCACAACUUGUGCCGAUGAUCCUUCAAGCGCAGCGAGCACGUACUAGGAAAUAAGUAGAAGGGGUCAUGAGACAGUUUCAUCUUUGAAGUAGACACAAUGCAUUGUGCUGCUGAUCAACAUGGCGCGACCUUCCCCCCGUUUAUCACUUGAAAUUCUUCCAU
Amoebophrya sp. A120 is the source of this 10024-nucleotide messenger RNA. NCBI's taxonomy places the organism in Eukaryota, Dinophyceae, Syndiniales, Amoebophryaceae. The record is from the annotation of a GenBank genome assembly.